Chenopodium quinoa (quinoa) is the source of this 3107-nucleotide messenger RNA. Its product is annotated as adoMet-dependent rRNA methyltransferase spb1-like. Bases 114 to 2699 code for a protein of 861 amino acids. The transcript is spliced from 11 exons. The record is from RefSeq and is a predicted model, not a curated record. Gene Ontology annotation, biological process: maturation of LSU-rRNA from tricistronic rRNA transcript (SSU-rRNA, 5.8S rRNA, LSU-rRNA); maturation of 5.8S rRNA from tricistronic rRNA transcript (SSU-rRNA, 5.8S rRNA, LSU-rRNA); rRNA methylation. NCBI's taxonomy places the organism in Eukaryota, Viridiplantae, Streptophyta, Magnoliopsida, Caryophyllales, Amaranthaceae. Gene Ontology annotation, molecular function: rRNA (guanine) methyltransferase activity; rRNA (uridine-2'-O-ribose)-methyltransferase activity. Gene Ontology annotation, cellular component: nucleolus; preribosome, large subunit precursor; nucleus.
AUCUCUACCCUUGUAAUAUUGCCAAUGUUUAUCCUACCCUAAUAAUCCCCUCACCCUUCCAUCCCUCUCUCUCUCACUCUGUUCUUCCUGCUGCUCUUCCUCAACUCUCAUCAAUGGGGAAAGUAAAAGGAAAGCAUAGAUUAGACAAAUUCUACCAUUUAGCCAAAGAACAAGGCUACAGAUCACGAGCAGCCUUCAAGCUAAUCCAACUCGACGCUAAAUACUCUCUUCUCCACGCUUCUCGCUCAGUUCUCGACCUUUGCGCUGCACCAGGUGGUUGGAUGCAAGUCGCCGUCAAUCGGGUCCCUGUUGGUUCCCUUGUUGUCGGCAUUGACCUCUUUCCGAUUCGUCCCAUUCGCGGUUGUAUCUCCGUUGAAGAAGACAUUACCAAACCCAAGUGUCGUUCCACAAUCAAGAAAUUGCUUGCUGAAAAUGGGUUUAAGGCUUUUGAUCUUGUGCUUCAUGAUGGUUCCCCUAAUGUUGGUGGUGCUUGGGCUCAGGAAGCUACUAGUCAGAAUGCUUUGGUUAUCGAUUCGAUUAAGCUUGCUACUGACUUCUUGGCUCCAAAGGGUACUUUUGUUACUAAGGUUUUCAGAUCACAGGAUUACAAUGCCGUGCACUACUGUCUUAGGCAGUUAUUUGAAAAGGUGGAGGUAACUAAACCUGUUGCCAGUCGUUCAACAUCUGCAGAAAUUUAUGUUAUUGGUCUCAAGUACAAGGCUCCAGCAAAAAUUGACCCUCGCCUUCUAGAUAUCAAGCAUUUAUUUCAGGGAGCUAUUGAACCAUCAAAGGCGUAUGAUAUAUUCGAAACAAAGCAAAAGAGAAACCGUGAGGGGUAUGAUGAUGAUGUAUCCCUAGUGAGAAAGGUCUGCCCUGCUGUUGAAUUUGUGUGGUCAUCAGAUGAUCCUGUUGAAACUCUUGGCAAAGUAACAUCCAUCAGCUUUGGUGAUGAUUCUAGUUUGCCUUUGAAGGAGCAUCCUUCGACGACUGAGGAGGUUAUAACCCUAUGUGAAGACCUGCGUGUUUUGGGGAAGCAAGAUUUCAAGCAGCUUUUAAAAUGGAGGAUAAAUAUUCGGAAGGCUCUUUCUCCAAUUGGGAAAACCACUUCUACUGCUGUAAACAUUGAUCUGGAGAAUAAGAAUGUGGAUAAAGAGGAGGAUGAGAAUGAGGAUGAGGAUGGGGACGAGGAUGAGAAAGUUCUCAAUGAAAUGGAGCAGUUGACGCAUGAUGUAGAGAGAAAAAAGAAACGUGAAAAGAAAAUUCUUGCGAAGAGGCGGGCUAAGGAUAAAGCACGAAAAGCAACAGGAAUGCAAAUAGAUGCUCUACAAGAUGGUUAUGUUGACAAUGAAUUGUUUUCUCUUGCUUCUAUCAAGGGCAAGGAAGACUUAGCAAUUAUUGAUACUACAGUAGAUGUUGAAGGUGAUGAAUUGGCUGGUAGUGAUGAUGAUGCAGACAAUGAAGCUGAUCAGGAUAGUGAAUCUAGUGAUUUGGAUUCUGAUGAGGAGCAUUCAAGGUAUGAUGAACAACUAGAUAAGGUUCUUGAUGAAGCCUAUGAACGUUUCUUGGCCAAAAAUGAUGGAAGCACAAAGCAGAGGAAGCGUGCAAAGGAAGCAUACUCUGAUGUGCUCACUGUGGAUAGUGAUGAUGAUAAUAAUGACAUAGAUCUUCCAGAUGACGAUUCUGACAAUGAUCAGGUUGAUAAGGAAGCGAAUCCUCUUGUGGUUCCUAUUGAUGAAGAUAGAGAACUAACCCAAGAGGAAAUCAGAAACAGGUGGUAUAGUCAAGACAUUUUCACUGAAGCUGUAGAGGGGGGAGAUCUAGGCAAGGAUAGUAGUGAUGAGGAUGACUUGCAGAUAGCUGUACAAAAGAAGAAAAUUGCCCUCAGAUUCAAAGCUAAAGAUGGGUCAAAGCCUCAUUCUUUGGGCUCAGAAGCACCAAAAAAUAGGGCUGCAAAGUUACAAGAUGAUUUAGAGGUUGUUCCGGCUCCUGUUACUGAUUCAAGCAGUAGCUCAGAUGAUGAAUCUGAGGACUAUGAUACUGACACAAAGUGUGAGGUGUUGGCUGCUGCAAAGAAGAUGCUCAGGAAGAGAAAAAGAGACGAGAUUUUGGAUGAUGGUUACAACAAACGUACAUUUGAUGAUCAGGGCUUGCCUAGCUGGUUUGCUGAAGAUGAAAAGAGGCAUAACCAACCAUUGAAACCUGUCACCAAGGAGGAGAUAGAUGCUGAAAAGGCCCGAUUCAAAGAGAUCAAUGCACGUCCUGCUAAGAAGGUUGCAGAAGCCAAAGCUAGAAAAAAGAGGGCUGCAAUGAGGACUAUGGAGAAGGUACGAAAGAAGGCUAACACUAUCGCCGACCAGAAUGAUCUCCCUGAUCGCUCGAAGUCACGGAUGAUUAAUCAACUCUACAAGAAAGCAGCGACACCCAGAAAGCCUAAGAAGGAAUUAGUUGUUGCUAAAAAGGGGGUCCAGGUUAGGGCAGGGAAAGGAAAACUUCUUGUGGAUAGGAGGAUGAAGAGUGAUGCAAGACAGCAGGGAAUGAACAAACAAAAUAAGAAAGGUUCAGGCAAGGGCAAGGGAGCAGGCAAGGGCAAGGCAGCAGGCAAGGGCAAGGCAGCAGGCAAGGGAUCAGUGAAAGGUUCGGGCAAGGGCAAGGGCUCUAUGAAAGGUUCAAGUAGGAGUGGCGGUAAGGGUAAAAUGUGAGCUAUAUGGGGAUUGUGGAAAAUUCUUUCCAAGGUUUUGACAAUUUUGAAUUUUUGACUUAGUUUUGAACUCCUGGUAAGUACAUUUUUGUAAAGAAAAGAACAUUAAUCUUUUUGUAUUGAGUGGACUAGUGAUAUACGAAAUAUUUAGUGCUUCUAUGAGUCUUGUUCCAGCUUGUCACAUGAAUAUCAUGGCGCUUAAGCAAAAAUGUUUAGGUUUUCUGCAUAAUUUUUAGGUUUAAAUAAAUUGCAACUUUCGUCUUGUGACUCUUGUCUUUUUAUACUUCACACGUUUUAUCUUAUUGUUGCUCACAGCUCACACGAGGAUGGUAUGCUUGGAUUGAGAGAAAUGUAUUACUAGGGGUCUAGGGUAAUAAAAGUCAAAAAAAAAAAAAAAAAAAAAAAAAAA